Pangasianodon hypophthalmus (striped catfish) is the source of this 1527-nucleotide messenger RNA. RefSeq names its product ubiquitin-conjugating enzyme E2D 3 (gene ube2d3). Bases 490 to 936 code for a protein of 148 amino acids. Gene Ontology annotation, cellular component: nucleus. Gene Ontology annotation, biological process: protein polyubiquitination; ubiquitin-dependent protein catabolic process. Gene Ontology annotation, molecular function: ubiquitin conjugating enzyme activity. NCBI's taxonomy places the organism in Eukaryota, Metazoa, Chordata, Actinopteri, Siluriformes, Pangasiidae. The transcript is spliced from 8 exons. The record is from RefSeq and is a predicted model, not a curated record.
AACUAACUGACAAAAGCCGGAUUAUUUGUUAUAUUAAAUAUUCUACCGGACUGUUGUUUACAACGCCUAGUUUUGAUUUUGCUGUAUUGAAGUUGAGUAACUUCAGCUAAAUACAUGAAUAAAAGCUUGAUACUUCGCUAAAUUUCAGCUUAGCUUUCAGCACAGGCUACAUACAUACUGAGACUGUUAUUAUGUUUCCUACCUGUAUUCGGACAAAUCCCGCCUAACGCGCUGGCUCACUCCUCUAUUGGUGGGCCACCUUUGAGUGUGAACCAUUAACCAAUAGUAGGGCAAAAGCCGGGGCGGUACGAGCCAAUCACAGCGGAGGAAGUGCAACUUCUCGGAAUACGGGUGGGGAAAGCAAUGCAGUAAGACUCGGUAAGCAUAGCAACAGUCCGCCAAAAGUUGAGCGCUAUACUGUAGCUACGAGCUAUCCGGUGCGGCGGGUUUGGAGGGGAGCUCCGCUAAACCACGACCUGCAGUGGUAACAUGGCGCUUAAACGAAUUCAGAAGGAACUGACUGAUUUGGCCCGUGAUCCUCCAGCACAGUGUUCAGCAGGUCCAGUUGGGGACGAUGUGUUCCAUUGGCAGGCUACAAUCAUGGGUCCUAACGAGAGUCCCUAUCAGGGUGGUGUUUUCUUCCUGACUAUACACUUCCCAACAGACUACCCCUUCAAACCUCCAAAGGUUGCAUUCACCACAAGAAUCUACCACCCAAAUAUUAACAGUAAUGGCAGCAUCUGUCUGGAUAUCCUCAGGUCCCAGUGGUCUCCUGCACUUACAAUUUCUAAAGUUCUUUUGUCCAUCUGCUCACUCUUAUGUGAUCCAAACCCAGAUGAUCCUCUCGUACCAGAGAUUGCACGAAUCUACAAAACAGACACAGAAAAGUAUAAUAAAAUGGCAAGAGAAUGGACAGAGAAAUACGCCAUGUUGUAGGUGAGGGGUACAACAGAAUAGCACGGGAAUGGACACAGAAAUAUGCCAUGUGAUGUUGGCAGGACACAUUUACAAACUGUUGUUUAUGCUCUUGUGUUUGGUCACUGUCUUAAGGCAAUUUCAUCACAUAUGUCUCUUAUGGAGAAACGGUCCCCAGUUGUCUGCUCAAACAAGACUAUAACAAGACCUGCAGGAGCUGCCAUUUUCAAAUAUCAUGUGGACCUCAUUCAUCAAGUGGAGUCUUUUCUCUGCUUCCUGCUUCUUUGCCUUUUGGUCAGUAUGUCAGUUACUUACUCUGACCUCUUGCCUCAUGCAAUCUUUCUAAGAGCACAGUGCUGGCCUGCUCAGGCAGAGGACUGUAGGCUGUGCUACUGCUUCUUCCGGGCUGCACUGCAUGUCAUCACAGAGUGAAAGUUCAGUUGUGGCACAGCACUGGGAUUAUCAGAUGCCUUCUUUUGUUUUGCUCAUUCUGCAAAUCUGAGAUCCUUUCUUGGCCCAAGCUUUAACAUCUGUAGCAAUGAAAUACACCCCAAUCAACUAGCAUAAAUGUCCUGCUUUUAAUUUUUCCCUUAAAUAAAGUUACAUAACUCA